AGAAAUAUGGCGGCUCAGACUUUUACAUAUCGACAACUGGCAAAGGCGACAAAAAAUUUCAGAUCAGAAUCCAUGAUCGGGCAAGGUGGAUUCGGGGCUGUAUAUAAAGGAAUAUUAGAAAGUAGUGGUCAGGUUGUAGCUAUUAAGAAACUUGACAAGACUGGUCUCCAAGGAGAAAAGGAGUUCCUUGUGGAGUUCCUCAUGCUUUCACUUUUGCAUCACCCCAAUCUUGUCAAUUUGAUUGGUUACUGUGCCGAAGGGGAUCAGCGCCUACUUGUCUACGAGUACAUGCCACAGGGAUCCUUGGAAGAUCACCUCCAUUAUCUUACAUCUGAUCAGAAACCUUUGGACUGGAACACAAGAAUGAAAAUAGCUGUUGGUGCAGCCCAAGGGUUGGAAUAUCUUCACCGUGGAGCCAGUCCUCCUGUUAUAUAUAGAGAUUUAAAAUCAUCUAACAUACUAUUAGGUGAGGGCUUCAUCCCAAAACUCUCUGAUUUUGGGUUUGCAAAAUUUGGUCCAAGCGGAGAUAAAUCAUAUGUUUCCACCAGGGUCAUGGGAACCCAUGGUUACUGUGCACCCGAGUACCUGGCUAGUGGAAAAUUGACUACCAAGUCUGACAUCUUUAGUUUUGGGGUAGUCCUAUUGGAGCUCAUAACUGGACGUAAAGCUUUCGAUGAGAGCCGUGGUCGUGAAGAACGAUUCCUUGUUGAUUGGGUACGACCGUUUAAAGAUGAAAUGAACAUUACGAACUUAGCAGAUCCACUGCUGAGAGGUCACUUUUCAAAACCUACCUUGAAGAAGGCUCUAGAAGUGGCCUUGAUGUGCAUCGAAGAAAAUGCUAAUUCCAGACCCUCUAUUUGUGAUGUAGUGCUUGCUCUGGAUUAUUUUAAUACCCAUCCAUACGACUCAAACGAAGCCAAAAGGGAUAACCCCGAAGGGCUUGAGAACAAUGGCUCUCCAAACAAAACGACUAGGAUGUUAGACGUUGAUUCCGAAAGAGAACGAGCUGUUGCCGAGGCCAAGAUGUGGGGAGAGAGUUGGAGAGGGAAAAAAGGACCAGUAGGAUAGAGUGCAGAAAAAAAGAAUCAUGUGGUGAAAUUCUACUUUCUUAAUUCAUAUGUACUAGGUAGCAUGUUGUUGAGUCACUGAAAUCAAGAAUCAAGA
Gossypium raimondii (Peruvian cotton) is the source of this 1164-nucleotide messenger RNA. Its product is annotated as serine/threonine-protein kinase PBS1. The coding region runs from base 7 to 1068 and encodes 353 amino acids. Lineage: Eukaryota; Viridiplantae; Streptophyta; Magnoliopsida; Malvales; Malvaceae. The record is from RefSeq and is a predicted model, not a curated record. The transcript is spliced from 5 exons. Gene Ontology annotation, molecular function: ATP binding; protein kinase activity. Gene Ontology annotation, biological process: protein phosphorylation.